This is a messenger RNA of Paramecium octaurelia, 302 nucleotides long. NCBI's taxonomy places the organism in Eukaryota, Ciliophora, Oligohymenophorea, Peniculida, Parameciidae. The record is from the annotation of a GenBank genome assembly.
AUGAUAAACAAGUAAUUAAAUUAGUAACAAUCAUUACAGUAAACGAUUAGAAAUAUUCUUUGUCUUAGACAAUCUAAGUAUAUAAGAUACUUCAAUUAGAAAGUACUUGAUCUUAUAUGAAAUAGUAGAUGUCUCGAGGGCUAGAUGUAUUACCAAAUUAAUGGAGAUCAGCCAUAAGUGAAAAGAAGAAUAACUCCAAAUUUAUUAAAAGGAAGAGAUAAAAAAUGAACCUAUCAAAGAAAUCACAACAUAACUCUCAAUAUCAUCUUAGAGAAGGAGAGAAUUUUAGAUUUAAAAAGUGA